Molecule: messenger RNA, 3040 nt
Organism: Mercurialis annua (annual mercury)
Lineage: Eukaryota; Viridiplantae; Streptophyta; Magnoliopsida; Malpighiales; Euphorbiaceae
Product: translocase of chloroplast 90, chloroplastic
Exons: 3
Coding region: 317-2683 (788 amino acids)
Biological process (GO): protein targeting to chloroplast
Cellular component (GO): chloroplast outer membrane
Molecular function (GO): GTP binding; GTPase activity
Source: RefSeq, a predicted model, not a curated record
AAAAAAUUCCCAAAAAGGUGUUGGAUUCAAUUUAAAAGGGAAAUUAUGUGAUGAUUAUUUGAUUAUGUGUUUCUCCUUUCUCUGUCUUAUCUCCACAAUCUCGUUUUUUCCUUUCUAUAACCAUACGGAUACCCAAUUCCCUAAACAACCCAAUUUUGAAUUCUAGGUUUGGAUUUAGCACAACUAAAUAUUGGGCAGUUCUUUUCUUCACCAAUUUGAUUUUAUUUCAGAUGGGUUUUGAUUAAUUUUAGAGGUACUGAAGCUGGUUCUUGUAAUUCUUUUGGUGCUAAUUUGAGCUCAAGUAUUGAAAUUCAGGAUGAAGAGUGUUAGAGAAUGGGUUUUUAGUCAACUAGUUUCAAAGUCUGUAGCUUUAUCCAGACCAUUAUCUGGCAGCGCCAGUUUCCUCUCUCAUGACCCUUUAAAUGAAGAUUCUAAUCAUGCCCAAGCUCACAUAAACCAAUCCGACGCAGAACCAGUGUGUCCUGACACAUCAUUAUCUUCCAAUAAUACUCAGGAGGAUGGACAUCAUAACGCCCUGCAGAUGGAUUUUGAAGAUUCAAACAGAUCUACUCAUGAUUCUUGUUGUGAACAAAUGGAUCCAUUAAAAAAGGUUGAAGAUCUUGAGAUAAAGUUUUUCAGGCUUCUUACAAGAUUAGGGCAAUCAUAUGACAAUCUUCUGGUGGGAAAGGUUUUAUAUAGGUUGCACCUAGCAGCUUCAAUACGAGCAGGAGAAACAGAUUUGAAAAGAGUCAGAAAAGUAGCAGCAGAACAAGAAGCAACUGAUUUACCCAAAUUAAAUUUCUCUGUGAGGAUACUUGUUCUAGGGAGAACUGGUGUUGGGAAGAGUGCAACUAUAAAUUCUAUAUUUGAUCAUACAAAGACCAUGACUGAUGCUUUUCAACCGGCCACCAAUGGUAUCAAAGAGAUUGUAGGGACUAUCAAAGGAGUCAAAGUAACUUUUAUCGAUACCCCUGGGUUUCUGCCUUCAUCUACAAGUAAUAUGAGAAAAAAUAAGAAGAUCAUGCUCGCUGUGAAGAAAUUCAUUAGGAGAUCUCCACCGGACAUUGUUUUGUUUUUCGAACGGCUUGACCUCGUCAGCAUGGAUUAUAGUGAUUUUCCUCUUUUGAAGCUUAUGACUGAAGUGUUUGGUGCUGCGAUUUGGUUUAACACCAUCCUUGUCAUGACUCAUGCUUCCUCGUUACUUCCCGAAGGCCCAAAUGGAUAUCCGCUCAACUAUGAAUCAUAUGUUGCGAGAUGUACAGAUAUUUUACAGCACUAUAUACACCAGGCAGUAUCUGACUCAAAACUGGAAAAUCUGGUACUUUUAGUGGAAAAUCAUUCUCAGUGUAAAAAGAACUUCAUGGGUGAAAGUAUACUUCCAAAUGGUCAACCUUGGAAAUCUCAACUCUUAUUACUAUGUGUAUGUAAUAAGAUCCUCAGUGAUGCUAGUACACUCCUAAAAUUUAAAGACAGCAUUGAAUUGGGUUCAUCCAAUAGCCUUCGCGCGCCUUCACUUCCGCAUCUCCUUUCAUCUCUUCUAAGGCAUCAGUCUGUAUCAAAUCCAAAUGAAGUAGACAAUGAUGCUGAUAGAAUUUUACUUUCAGAUGCAGAAAGAGAAGACGAAUAUGAUGAAUUGCCUCCUAUAAGAAUCUUGACAAAAUCUCAAUUUGAAAGAUUAACUAAAUCGCAGAAAAGAGACUAUCUUGACGAGCUGGAUUACCGUGAGACCCUUUAUUUAAAGAAACAGUUAAAAGACGAUGCUCUCAGGCGUAGGAAGAAGAAGAUUUCUGAAGUGGAAAUUUUUGGAGAAGAUGAUACUUCUGAUGACCAGCUGGCAUCCCCGGAGGCUGUCCCGUUACCAGAUAUGGCAGUUCCUCCAACUUUUGACUCAGAUUGCCCAGUACACAGAUAUCGUUGUCUUGCUACAGGUGAUCAAUGGCUUGCGAGACCUGUUCUUGAUCCUCAAGGAUGGGAUCAUGAUGUAGGUUUUGAUGGCAUAAACCUGGAGACUGCUGUUGAAAUGAAAAAGAAUAUCUAUGCCUCAAUUACAGGACAGAUGAGCAAAGACAAGCAUAAUUUCAGCAUUCAGUCUGAAUGUGGUGCAGCUUACAAAGAUUCUAGGGGGCUUACGUAUUCUGUGGGAUUUGAUGUUCAAUCUUCCGGUAAAGAUCUUAUCUAUACGGUCCAUAGUGACACAAGGCUGAUGAUUCUGAAGCACAACAUUGCCAACUGUGCAGCUUCAUUGACAUCCUUUGGGAACAAAUAUUAUGUCGGUGCCAAGCUUGAAGAUUCCGUCUAUAUCGGGAAAAGACUGAAAUUUGUAAUGAAUGCUGGCCAAAUGAGGGGUCCCGAUCAAGCAGCAUAUGGUGGGACUCUUGAAGCGACGUUAAGAGGGCAAGACUACCCUGCGAGGAACGAUAGGAUCAGUCUGUCAAUGACAGCUUUGUCCUUUAAGAAGGAGAUGGUGAUGGGUGGAGGGUUUCAGUCCGAGUUUCGCCCAAUGCGAGGUAUGACAAUGGCAGUUAAUGCCAAUUUAAAUAGCCAGAAAAUGGGGCAAAUUUCCAUAAAGAUAAACAGCUCCGAGCACAUUGAAAUUACUCUUAUAGCCUUAUUCUCAGUUAUUCGGGGCCUUUUACGUCGGAAGGAGUCUGAAAACGGAAACAAAGAAGCAGCGCAGACAUGAUAAAUUAGUUAUGCUCCCUUUGAUGCUAGCUAAAUUUUCUUAUUUCGGAAUGUAAACAGUUGCCAAAAGCUUUAGGAAGGAGAAAACAGAGAGUUGGAUUUUUUCGGAGGUUGUUUGACUCUUUGCCGGGUCUUCAGUAGCUAAUCCGUAGAAGACAAGAUGGUGAUUUUUCUUUUUGAUCCAUAGUUGAUAGGUAGAGAAUAUGAAUGAAUAUUCUGUUUAAACUGGUGAUUCGGUUAUACCAGUUGACUCGGCAACUGGGCGAAAAAGCCCUGUAACAAGUAAAUCACUGUUAUAUCUGUACAGGAACAACUUGGAAAUCUGUUUCUUUUAUGAAUCCAGGAAUAAAUUUGGCUU